UUGUCAUUCUGUUAGCAGCUGCUUGUCUUCCGACACUUGAAAGUCACCGGUAAAACAUCACAGUGUAUCGCUCGUUGCAUUCCUAUUUGUUCGAGGUAGCUAAACAGUGACAUGUGUUGAACAUGCUUAAGGUAGAUUAUAUAACAUAUGCUUAUACGGUUUAUCAGUGUUUAUUAAAGCGAUAAUACUCUGACACGGUGCUAGCAAACGUUAGCUCGCAAAAGCGUUUGACUUUCGUUAGCCAACGUUACCUCAGAGUACAGGCACGUUGUCCUCCAUCCUCGUCACUUUAAAGUGUACAAAUGGCAUGGAGCCUCGGUCGAAUAUGCAAGGGCGUUCAACGCCUCGGCUCACUCUCGUCUGUCCAGUCUCAACUCAUUCACCCGUCCACCAGCGGUUCAGUCAGGACCAUGUUGGGGCUGCCAUCGUCCUGUUUCUCUAAGUCCCGGGACUUCAGCUUGCCGAACUCUUCCUGGGGUUCAGAAAUGAUGCGGCUGUAUAAACAUUAUAACAGCCAGUGUGAGGUCGUGAUGGAAGGAGGAGAGAAACAGGAAGGGCCGUGGCGGAGACUGCCGAGCUACAAUCGCGUCCUCAAGUAUGCUACAGGUGGAGUUUAUCUUAAUAAGAUAAUCCAGUCAAAAGCUCGUCUUUUUACCCGGAACACCGGAGACCCGGGGGUAGCAUUCGAGUAUGUUUUAUUUUUCAAUCGAGAGGAGCAGAAGUGUGUGGGUAUUUUCCAGGCUGGACACCUACUGGAGGGGCCGCCAGGACAUGUCCACGGGGGGGCAAUAGCCACCAUGAUCGACACUGUGACGGGGGCUCUCGCUCUCAUACUAUCUGGACCUGUUGUGACUGCCAACCUCAACAUCAACUACCGCAAGCCUAUCCCACUGGGAAGCACCUUGUUGCUUGAAUCCUCUCUGGAUAAGAAAGAAGGCAAAAAAAUAUUUAUUACAUCCAAAGUGACCAGCAGUGAUGGCUCCAAACUGCACACAGAAACAACAGCGCUGUUCGUGUCGAUCAGUUUCAGCAACCUACUACUGGAAUCGUGACACAAACACACCAGACUGCCAUCUCCCCAAACACUGUCAGCAACCUGAGGCCACAGUGUGUGCGUGUGCGUGUGCGUGUGCGUGUGCGUGUGUGUGUCUAU
Molecule: messenger RNA, 1153 nt
Organism: Anarrhichthys ocellatus (wolf-eel)
Lineage: Eukaryota; Metazoa; Chordata; Actinopteri; Perciformes; Anarhichadidae
Gene: them4
Product: thioesterase superfamily member 4
Exons: 6
Coding region: 303-1052 (249 amino acids)
Source: RefSeq, a predicted model, not a curated record